Erythranthe guttata (spotted monkey flower) is the source of this 2175-nucleotide messenger RNA. NCBI's taxonomy places the organism in Eukaryota, Viridiplantae, Streptophyta, Magnoliopsida, Lamiales, Phrymaceae. The record is from RefSeq and is a predicted model, not a curated record.
CGUUAAAAUGUUUGACGCCGUUAGUUUUAAAGUAUUUUUACAUUUUUGCCCUUGACACUUUCUUCAUCCCUUCUCUUUUUUUUCUCUCUAUCUCUGAUGUUUCUACCGAUGGAACCCACCAUUUAUUUGCAGCAAAUCCCCCAAAUUUAAUCAUCCAGAAAUUUCGUCUGUCUCCUUCAUCGAAUCUCUCUCUCUCUCUCUCUCUCUCUCCCUCUCUCCGAAUCUUCUGAGAUUCAAAUCUGCAAUGUCUCCUCGCCGGAGCUUCACAACUCCAAAGCAGCUAAGGCGGCGGCCCAGCCCCAACUAGAUCUUCCCAAAAGGACCCUAAUUUCAGACCAUCAGAUUCUCCACAACAAUACGCAUUAGCCACCACCGAGAGAACAGUAGAGAAGGCAGGCAGACGAAGUACCGAUCAACUGAGGUUACAACAAUGGUGAUUGCCGUACAUCCUAAGACCCUAAGAUACUGCACAUUCUACAUCAACGCUUCUCAUUUUCGAAGAAAUUUAUCUCUGUGGUCAAUGAAGAAAGAACCGGAUCUCGAAUCGGCACUUGCUCGAAACCGAAGAUGGAUGGUCAACAAUCAAAUCAAGAACAUAAUUCUCCGAUCCCCGAACCAAGUUGCUCCAAUCGAAUUCCUUCAGAAGAAAUUCAAAACCCUCGAUCUUAAAGGGAAGGCACUCAACUGGCUCAAGAAGUACCCUUGUUGCUUUGAAGUGUACCGCGAAAAAGACGAGCUCUUUUGCCAGCUGUCGAAAAGAAUGCAGUGUUUAGUCGAAGAGGAAGAAGCUAUAAAAGACUCGCAGGAGCCUGUUUUUGUGGAACGGUUAGCGAAGUUGCUAAUGAUGAGCAAAAACCAAAGACUAAACGUUCUUAAAAUUAACGAGUUGAAGAGGAGUUUCGGUUUUCCGGACGAUUAUUUGCUUAGGAUUGUACCCAAAUACUCCGACAUGUUCCGUGUCGUAAGUUACACGGGGAGACGAAGUUCGAUGGAGAUCGAACUCAUUUCAAGAAACCCAAAUUUCGAAGUUUCUUCAAUCGAGAAAUUAGCUAAGAAAGAGGGGCGCGGGCCCCGCUUCUCAUGUUCGUUGCCUCCCACGUGGAUUAAAUCGUGGGAGAGGUUUCGAGAGUUCGAUGCAAGUCCGUACAUUUCGCCUUAUAAAGAAACGAUCGGGUUGAUUGAAGGAUCGGUCGAAAUGGAUAAACGAAGUAUAGGUUUGGUUCACGAAUUACUAUCUUUGACUUUGUGGAAGAAAGCAUCUAUUCUAAAAUUAGCUCAUUUUAGAAGGGAAUUUUGUCUCCCGGAUAAACUGAACGUAUUGUUGCUCAAGCAUCCGGGUAUAUUCUAUGUUUCGAACAGGUAUCAAAUAUAUACGGUUCUACUUAGGGAAGGGUAUAACGGGUCGGAAUUAAUUGAAAAAGAUCCGUUAGUUGUUGUGAAGGAGAAGUUUGGGGAGUUGAUGCAAGAGGGUCUACAUGAGUAUAAUCGGCGGCAUUAUUUAAUGAAUUUAGAAAAGAAAAGAAAGAAAGGCGAUUUAACGAUUAGAACAGAGACAAGGAAGAGAGAUAGUAAUGAAGAAUUAUGUGAACGAGACGAUGAUCAAGAAGGAGGUGGUCUAGGUGGCAUAUUCGAUGCCGAAGAAAGAAAACGGUUUUACAAAGUUCUAUUUGAUGAUGAUUCGAAAUAAAUUUUGAUUUUUGAUUGCAGUGAGCUGCAGCCAAACAGGACAUGUACAGGAACGCGAACUGAAUCUAGUUUGGGUUGAAUUCUAAGUGAUCCAUUUCUUCGUCGCCUUAUUUCUAGUGAAAUUCGCAAGUACCAGAUGAGUACUUAGCUCCUGAUCAGGAAAUUGCCGGCUUAUUCGUGAAAUUGCCCAAGACUUCAAGACUGAUCUACGUUUCCAGAGUCACGCUAGCGUGUGACCAUCAUGCCUAAAGACAUUAAGUUGAUUCGUAGGAUCAGAGGCGAGCGUGCUUAAAUAUGAGCAUGGUGAUCUUUUUUUUAGUUUGUUGUCUCGUUUUAAGACAGAUAAUCGUAAGUAUAAUACAAUCAAAGUUUUGGUAGUGUAUAGUCUCGUCGUUUUGUUGAUUAGGAUUUCUCGUCGUUUAUGGAUUAUUGCUAUUCUGUGUUUGUUGGAUUUGAAGGAUAAAUGCUAAAACUUGCUAUUUUGUUUGU